Molecule: messenger RNA, 4264 nt
Organism: Toxotes jaculatrix (banded archerfish)
Lineage: Eukaryota; Metazoa; Chordata; Actinopteri; Toxotidae
Gene: cdc42ep4a
Product: CDC42 effector protein (Rho GTPase binding) 4a
Exons: 2
Coding region: 381-1442 (353 amino acids)
Source: RefSeq, a predicted model, not a curated record
UGUAGUGAGUUAUUGCGCUUCAGAUCAGCGGCACCGCUUCCGAGGGUGCGGUGACAGCUACGGUAAUAUUCCUUCACAAAAACAGAGACACGUUUGUCUAAAAGCGUUGUUUGGAGUCGCACGCGGUGAUCCGAGCGUUUUGCAUCUUUCAUUUGAUGAUUACACCCCCAUUGUCAACCUGCUGGGGGCCUAACAGCGGAGCAGCACCCGGCUUUUAUGAAUGGGAUGCUCGGUUUGCUGGCUGACUGGAUUUAAGGAGCUUCAAUAUUCAUUCCAAGGUCUCUAACAAGCAUUACAUUCAAGAUCUGGAAGCUUUUUUCGUAGUCUGACAGCAUCUUUUCCUACCUCUACCUAGCUGUGCAAAACAAAACUCCGCCACCAUGCCAAUCUUAAAACAGCUAGUGUCUGGCUCCUCCCAGACCAAGCGCCGCUCACGCAUGGACCUGACCAGGGAGAUGAUCAGUGCUCCACUGGGUGACUUCCGCCACACUAUGCAUGUAGGUCGCAGUGGUGAUGCUUUUGGAGACACCUCCUUCCUCAGCACCCGCUCGGGGGAACCUCCCCCCGAGAACACAUCCUUCCCGCGUUCUCCCCGUCCUGGCCUACUGUCUCGUACCUUUAGGAGCAGCAAACGCUCCCAGUCUGUCACCAGAGUGGAUCAACAGGACAACUCCCUGGCUGUCGCAGGUGGGUCACCCACCUAUGUGAAAAAUGCCAUGUCUCUGCCCUUUCUGAAUGAUGAAAACAGAGGGGACAGUAUGGUAGCUAAGAGCCUGUCCUCGAGUCCUUUACAGCAGCAUGGGGAGGUGGAUGGGAGAGGUGCAGCUGCAGCCACUCAUCUCCUAGAACUGGAGGAGCGAAACUUUGGUGAGCUGACUGAGCUUCCAGAGAGCUCCCAUCACUAUGGAGGUGGAAUGAAGCACGCUGUGUCAGUCAUGUCUUUCCAUGUCGAUCUGGGACCCUCCAUGCUGGGUGACAUCCUGGGGGUGAUGGAAAAGGAGGAUGAUGAUCUUGGCUACGAGGAGGGCAAGAGCAGCGAGGGCCGUGCCUCACCACCCCUCAGUGUCCAUGGUGAGGAAGGAGAUAGUGUGGAGAAGGGGAAAGAUGAGGAUACAGAGGAGCAGAUGGAGGCAGAGGAAGAAGAGGAAGAAGAGGCAGAACUGCAGCAACAGCCUUCUAUGCACCCUGCCAGCUCUAUUGAUCUGGGGCCUGAGAAUGGAGGACCCUACACCCCAGAGUACACUCCUGAGACACGGCCAAAACACUUGCAGCAUCUAGACAGCUGCUCCAUGUCCAGCUCUGGCUCUGCUGCCCUGGAUGAGAAACCAAACAGUCAAACCUAUGCAGGAGAUACAGACAGCGCCACCUUCAGUGCCCCACCAGAGGAGGAGAGCAACUUCUCCUCUUUCUUGGAGGAUGAAGAUGACGAGAUCCGUGUGUGAAAUUCCAAAGCCUUCUCAAAAGUAGGGCAGAGCUCUGGAAGGGGUUCGUGUGAAACUAGCAAGUCCUUUUGACAGUGUGGAUUUGCACUUGAAGACACUGCAGUCGGGUACUGUGGGAAUGGGACUGUGAAGAAGACGGGGGACUCUUACUUUGUAGGUCUGCAAAGAGAGUGUGACUGCUCCUUUAAGAUGAGCCCAAACUCUGUCAGAAAGCCUUACCCUCCACUUUCUGUUUGUCUGUCAAUCCGUCUCUCCCUUUUGAACACUGAAGGAACUGACAUGGAAGAGCAGCCACUUUUUGAAUAUGGAACAUUCCAGAAGUACGCAGGGAGGAUGGGUUAGAAAGGAACUUUUGUAGGAAAAACACUUUCCAUAACUAAGGCUCAGUUCGCCCUCUCCCUCUCUUUUCUCUCACUUGACGUGUCACAUGUGCUUUUUGCAUUUGGUUCGCCUCUCCCUUGUUGUUGUUCUUUCUCUCCCCGGCUGUGGGACAUCAUGAGGCCGGAGCUGAACACAAGGUCCCUGUCACCACAGGAUCACUGGUGGGUAUCUUGUCACAAUAAAGGGGGCCUGUGUUUGUUACUGGAGUGUGAAGUCCUGCCUUGAGCCUCUUUCAUUUGAAAAUAUUAUACUAAAGUACCAUAGAUCAGUCAAGAGAUUGCUCCCUUAUGCAACUCGGGGUCCUUGUGAAGCUACACAAAGGCUGCCAUUUCCUGCUGUAAAGCUGGACCACAAAGCCCAAACUGAAAUUCUCUUCUGUUUCUAAUUCCCUGUGAGCGCCACACAGGCUUUGACUUGGUAUAAAUUAAAGAAAGCAGGGCUAUGAAGCUAAUGGAGAUGCGUUGGCCUGCAUGUACUAUGAAGCAUGGUGUUACUACAGGAAACUAGAGGUGUGAAGAGGGUUGUGUGGCACACUGGAGAGAGACUGCGCACUGUGUUUGUUGUCUCUUGUCAAUGAUUAGAGUCCUUAUUUCACCCCAAAGCCAUAACGAUGGUGAUUUUAUGGAUUUCCGUGAGCUGUCACGAAUUGGCUUGCUUUCUUCGACUAGUCUGUUAUUUCAAACUGAAACUGAAAAGAGUUUGAAAACCACUUCCUUCCUCGUUUUUCAUACAUCUGAGCAACUGCAGUGGUGCAAAUGCACUGUGUAGAAGAUGUUGAUCCUCUUUAGUCCAGGGGCUGCCUUUUAUGUAUAAAAUGGUUUCCACUACUACUAUUAGGGUUUAGGGUAUGUACUGUUGAAAAUUAGUGCACCAGCGGGCACAAUUAAAUCACACACUACUUCUUUUUGGUGUUUAAUACCUUUGUUGUUAUUUUAUCUUCGAAAAUCUUUGCUACAUUUGUGUUAUCUCUGUUUGAAAAGUGGAUGAAAGAGAAGACACGGCCAGCAAUAGAUGCAAGAGCAUUUAGAAAAGAUUGCUAUUUUUAUGCAAGUUGCAUAGUCAUUGCAGCUUGACUGUAUCUCUUGCAUCAUUAAAAAGACGUGGCCAGAAGUAUUGAAACUCAGUUGCGCUGAUUGAUUUCACUGCCUUAACUGAAACUGACAUGUGCCAAAUCCUAAUUUUCUAGCCAAAAAUAAUUUCACUUCUGAAGCUCACUUUUGGGAGAGCCUGUCAGAUCUGUCUGUCACUUCCUUCUCUGUAUGGUUAAUCACUGUUGACUUUAAGUUAGGAUUGAGCUUUCAAGUUAAAAAUAAAUAAAUAAAAUAAAAGUAAUGUUUUAAGAUGUAAUAUCAUGCAGGAAAAAAAGGAAAAGAAUGAAUUUGCAUAACUGGAUAUUUAUAUUUCCAAUCACUCAUUACAAAAUAUAUUCAGGUAAUUUCCAGGGUUAAUUUUGUGCGAAUGGGAAGUUGACUGUGCUGCCUUGUUCUGUGUAAUGUAUGUUCUGCCUUACUGUUGUCUUCUUUACUGUAUAUUUACAGCCUUUUUCUGUAUUAUCCAAAAUAACCUAUAUUUUUCAAUAAAAGAAAGCCUGAACAUCUUUUUCUGCUGCAUUUUGUAUUGCGUUUUCGUCUCAGUGCAGCAGAGGAAAAUGCAGUAUGAGUGCUACUCAGUCAGCAACAUUAACAAAGGAAUUCCUUGAGUGCUGUUUCUGUUUCCUCUCCCAAUUCACAGGCCCGCCCAGAAGAGGAAGGAAGGAAGGAAGGAAGCAAUUGAGGCCUUAGUUGGACGUGUCUCUUAAGUAUUAGCUAUACAAUCUGAGAGUGAUGUGAUGACUCACGAGUAAAUAUGUGGGUGAGUCAAGUCAAAAUGUAAGGCUUACCUUGAAAUCUCUGUUUUCUGAUCCCUCCAUGGAGCAACUAUAUUCUCAUCAGUACAGAUGUGGGAGGGGUGAAAGAUGGAUGGAAGUGGAAAGGUUUAUUAGUAUGGAGAGCUGCAUUGAUAAACAGUGAUGACAGGUAAUUCUUCGCCCUGAUUGGAGGAUGGAUGAGUCUGGCAGCCACGCAAGAACAAGAUCCAACUUAUCAUCAUGGACUCAAAAUUGUUCUGUCACUUUUGAUUUUACAGGCCACGCUUUGGCUUUUCACACACCAGUGAACCCCCUCAUGGCUUGGUCAAAGUUCAGUGCACUCUGUUUUGUUAACACUCGCUGCAGACAGUUCAAGGUCUCACCCUGGAUCCCUUCACAUUAAAAGUGCAUGCUGAAAACACAGCUCCAUCCCUCCUUUAUCUUUUUUCGAUUCAAUCUUUCAUCUCUACUUUAGGGGAUGUUUAAUCUCCUUCCACUUUCAGUUUUUCACAGUCACAUUAUACCCGCGUCCAAUCUGCCAGAGGGUUAGAAAAAGUCAUUAUUCUUAGACUUGUGGUAGAAACAGGCCAUUUAU